CGCCGCCCCAGGCGUCUGCUCCAUCUCCGGCCCCGCCGGGCUCCUCCCCGCGGCUCCGGCCUCCUUCCAGUCUCCGCGUUUCCCGGCCCGGCCUCCGAGGCCCCGCCCCCGUGCGCGCGGCGCUGGGCAGCCGGCGGGACGCGGCGGCGGCGCUACACUCGCUCCAUUGUGCUCGGGUGGCGGCGGCGGCGGCGGCCUCGCAGGUCCUCCCCGGUGCGUCCUCUCGGCCCGCCCGCGCCCACUCUUCGGUGACUGGCCAUGUCGGCGGCGGGAGCGUGCCCGGGCGUGGAAGCGGGCUUCUCUAGUGAGGAGCUGCUGUCGCUCCGCUUCCCGCUGCACCGCGCCUGCCGCGACGGAGACCUGGCCGCGCUCUGCUCGCUGCUGCAGCAGGCGCCGCGCGCCCACCUGGUCGCCGAGGACUCCUUCUACGGCUGGACGCCGGUGCACUGGGCCGCGCACUUCGGCAAGUUGGAGUGCUUAAUGCAGUUGGUGAGAGCUGGAGCCACGCUUGAUGUUUGCACCACACGUUACGCACAGACCCCAGCUCACAUCGCUGCUUUUGGAGGACAUCCCCAGUGCCUGCUCUGGUUGAUUCAAGCAGGAGCCAGCAUUAACAAACCGGACUGUGAGGGCGAGACUCCCAUUCACAAGGCGGCUCGCUCUGGAAGCCUAGACUGCAUCAGUGCCCUAGUAGCUAAUGGGGCUCACAUCGACCUGAGAAAUGCCAGUGGCCUGACAGCAGCAGACAUUGCUCAAACCCAGGGUUUCCAAGAAUGUACCCAGUUUCUCUUGAACCUCCAGAAUUGUCAUCUGAACCGUUUCUAUAAUAAUGGCACCUUAAACGGGGGCCAUCAGAAUAUAUUUCCUAAUCAUGUUAGUAUGGGAACAAAUCGCAAGAGAUGCUUGGAAGAUUCGGAACCCUUUGAAGUGAAGAAAGCUAGAACCGAAGCUCAAAGCUUGGAUUACUGCAUGCCACUAGUGAACAGCGAGGCGGAAGAUGAUGCUGAAAAAAUGCACGUCGAUAGAGAGUUUGCUGUCGUAACAGAUAUGAAAAACAGUAGCUCCGUAUCGAACACAUUGACAAACGGAUGUGUCAUCAAUGGACAUUUGGACCUCUCUUCCCCGACUCAGACCAAUGGGAUGGAAAGCAGGAGUAACCAGAGCUUAACAGGAUCUAAUGGAAUUAGCAAUGGAUUAGUUCCAGGACGACCAUUUCCAAGUAGCCAGGGUUCUCUCUGUGUUAACGGGACUGAGGAGCCAGAAAAGACCAUGGGCGUUAACCCUGAGAUGUGCGGUUCUCUGCACCUGAACGGGAGUCCGAGUAGCUGCGUAGCCAGUAGACCUUCCUGGGUGGACGAUAUUGGGGAGAAUUUGCACUAUGGACAUUACCACGGGUUCGGGGACACUGCUGAAAGCAUCCCCGAGCUUAAUAGUGUGAUAGAGCAUUCCAAUUCUGUGAAGGUGGAAGAAAGGUAUGACAUUGCCGUCCUGGGUACCAUGAACCUCUACCACGGCUCUUAAAGGCACGUGGCUGGGCUCCGCCUGGAAGCAUUAAUCCUUCCUAGUAGCCAACUCAGAAUACAACUAACGUAGCAUCAACUUUUAAAGGGAUGCCACAACUUGUCCUAUUUUUUCACACUUUAACUUUCUGAAAAAGGAAACUUGCAUUUAUACGACAAGCUUCUCGUGAGUCCUGGCGAAAGCACGAGAGGGCGUGUUGAGUGCAUCCGAGUCCCUUCCACAGGUAGCGGCACUCUCAAACGACGCACUUUAGCGAUUUAAUUUUCCUGUUGCCAAUCUGUCACCAUAAAUUGGCAGUUUUUCCUUUUGUCAAAUAUAAAGAUAAAUCGGAGGCAGUUACAGAGGUGCUUGGUAGUUUGACUUUUUGCACAUGGGCAUCAUUUUGAAAAGCUUGCUUUUACUCAUUCCUGCAGGAUUUUUGACAGAAGACAGCUAUUUCUCUAUGCAAGGUCUGGCCUUACAAAGAUGACUUGCAGUGAUUUGUAUGAAGAAAAAAAAAAUUGUGCUUUUCAAAGUUCUUGCAUUGAAACUUUGCAGCUUGACAUGUAAAGGUCUCGCUUGUAGACACACACAGUGGUUUGGACACAUGAGUCAUGUCCCUUCUUUCCUGAUGUAACUCACUGGCUGUGUUUCAUUGCAAACACAUGCAGCCAGGGACUGACUUCUAAUUGAUUGUUUCUAUUACACAUUUCCUACUUUGUCUCUAGAGUUUUUACUGCAGAUAACGGUUUCCUUUAUAUGUAGUGGAAGUUAUUAUUUGUAGGAACUGUCAGGUCAAAAUGGUUAACUGACCACUCUGACUUAUAUUUCCUUUUUUCAUUGUUUUUGUUUUUCUGGGGGUUUUCUGCUUUAAAAUAUAUACCACUAUGUAUAUCCAGUAAACUGAGAGAAUUUUGAAUCUCUUUUAAUAAAACUGUUAAGUUUAUGGUUUUUGUAGAAAUUAGCUUUUAUUUAGGUGACACUGUGGUUACACUGUGCAAAUAUUGUAAUGGGUUUUUACUUUUCUGUUUUUUAUAAUAAAAAUGGGUGAAGGUAGAGAAAAUGUCAAAUGAACAAGCCAAUGUUCUAGCGUGUUACUAACAUUUUGUUUUUUUAAACUGUCCUUUACAAAUUGAAUUAAAAAAAUCCUCUUACACUCA
Pipistrellus kuhlii (Kuhl's pipistrelle) is the source of this 2660-nucleotide messenger RNA. It is a transcript of the gene ANKRD10, whose product is annotated as ankyrin repeat domain 10. NCBI's taxonomy places the organism in Eukaryota, Metazoa, Chordata, Mammalia, Chiroptera, Vespertilionidae. The record is from RefSeq and is a predicted model, not a curated record. The coding region runs from base 259 to 1521 and encodes 420 amino acids. Gene Ontology annotation, molecular function: protein binding. The transcript is spliced from 6 exons.